AUGGCUGGUUACCCUUUGAUACGCCAUGCUCAGGCCGACACGCUCUGCAGAGAGGCGACAGCUAAGCAGGAAAGCCACGCCGAUCAUCCGUCCCUUGUCCCAGUCGCCUUGUUGUUGAGAAGCACCCUACGCACCUGCGACGUAGAGGAUGGCGAUAUUGGAACCCUGGCAGUCAACUUUGGGAUUGUCACUUUCAAAAUGUUCCGCUUCGCAAUUACAGCCCUCGAUUGCCACCUGAUGACGAGGUUUUAUGGCACAUCCCGCCUUUCAUCGCCGCCAGAUGUUCCACAACAGCUGUUCCCGCUGAUUAGAACCGUUCGAACAAAGAUCGAUGUGCUAGGAUUGAGUGCAGCAGCCCCCCCAGCCGUCCUGCGGGGCCGCCCGGCCGAGUACCGAAUCCGGACCUCGCAAUACCGCUGA
Molecule: messenger RNA, 420 nt
Organism: Colletotrichum orchidophilum
Lineage: Eukaryota; Fungi; Ascomycota; Sordariomycetes; Glomerellales; Glomerellaceae
Exons: 2
Coding region: 1-420 (139 amino acids)
Source: RefSeq, a predicted model, not a curated record